Molecule: messenger RNA, 846 nt
Organism: Diaporthe citri
Lineage: Eukaryota; Fungi; Ascomycota; Sordariomycetes; Diaporthales; Diaporthaceae
Exons: 6
Coding region: 1-846 (281 amino acids)
Molecular function (GO): heme binding; oxygen binding
Source: RefSeq, a predicted model, not a curated record
AUGGGGCCAUUUAUGGGAUUCAGGCCGAUGCGCCAUGUCGACCGCAAAGAUCUGUACACGAAUCUCGAGGCCAGGGUUCAGUACCUGCACACAUUCUUAGAUUUCGGUUCAAAUGAUAUCGAGGCUCUUAUCACCGGUUCAAAAUACAUCAAACAGCUGAUACCCGCCAUCGUAAACAUUGUCUACCACAAGCUCUUACAAUACGACAUCACAGCGCGUGCUUUCGAGACGAGGAGUACAAGCUAUGAGGGCCCGGUCGACCCGACUCUGACUGAGAACAGUCCACAGAUCAUGCACAGAAAAAUGUUCCUGCGGGCCUACCUGAACAAACUGUGUUCUGAUCCCAGCACAAUGGAAUUCUGGUACUAUUUGGACAAGGUUGGCAUGAUGCAUGUCGGCCGCGGAAGAGAGCACCCACUGCAUGUGGAGUACGUCCACAUCGGCGCCUGCCUAGGCUUCAUCCAAGACACACUGACAGAGGCCCUGCUGUCACACCCCCGCAUCAGGAUGGACAGGAAGAUCGCCCUUGUCAAGGCGCUCAACAAGGUCAUCUGGAUACAGAACGACCUGUUUGCGAAGUGGUAUGUCCGGGACGGGGAUGAGUUCCGCGAGGAGAUGGAGGUGCACCAGUACGAGAAGGAGGGCUACCUCGACGGGCAGAAGGUGUUGGACGAUAUCGAGGAGGACAAGUCCGAGGGCUCUGUGUCCUCGAAUGGUGCUCCUAAGAGCCCGACGACGCCAAAGACUUGUCCAUUUUCGGGCAUUCCUAUACGAGCGAAGGGCGAGGCCAGCCCGCCGAAGGUCGAGAAACAGUCUCCAGAGAAUGAGGAGACGCCGGUGGCUUAG